Molecule: messenger RNA, 567 nt
Organism: Sander lucioperca (pikeperch)
Lineage: Eukaryota; Metazoa; Chordata; Actinopteri; Perciformes; Percidae
Product: interferon alpha-inducible protein 27-like protein 2A
Exons: 5
Coding region: 95-415 (106 amino acids)
Biological process (GO): apoptotic signaling pathway
Cellular component (GO): membrane; mitochondrion
Source: RefSeq, a predicted model, not a curated record
UUGAAAAAGUUUCAUUUUUGAAGAAAUGAAACCUAACCCAGCUGUUGUUUAUAAAACUCAGCCCAGUUCGUGACUCUUCAAAACAGAGAACGACAUGGACCCUUGGACAGUUGCCACCGUGGUAGGAGGUGCAGUAGGUGCUGUGGUCGCAGCUCCUGUUGUUCUGGGAGCCAUAGGUUUCACCUCAGCUGGAAUAGCAGCAGGCUCCUAUGCUGCUGGCAUGAUGUCGGCUGCUGCAGUUGCUAACGGAGGAGCAGUGGCAGCAGGAAGUACAGUGGCUGUUUUGCAGGCAGCAGGAGCAGCUGGUCUGUCAGGAGCUGCAACUGCAGCUGUGACUGGCGUUGGAGCAGCAGCUGGAGCAGCAGCUGGAGCAGCUGGAGCAGCAGUGGGAUGGCUGACUGCCAAAAUCUUCUAAAAAAUCAGGACAGAACAAGAUGAAGAUUUUUACUUUUGCCAAGUGAAGGAGGCAACUGCAAAUUAAAUCAGUUCACUUACUAAACAGCACUUUUGUCCUAUCAGGCAACUGAAAUGUUUUAUGCAAUAAAUCUGUGUAACCUGUGAAAGAUA